Molecule: messenger RNA, 1986 nt
Organism: Penicillium cosmopolitanum
Lineage: Eukaryota; Fungi; Ascomycota; Eurotiomycetes; Eurotiales; Aspergillaceae
Exons: 5
Coding region: 1-1986 (661 amino acids)
Biological process (GO): amine metabolic process
Molecular function (GO): primary methylamine oxidase activity; quinone binding; copper ion binding
Source: RefSeq, a predicted model, not a curated record
AUGGUGACUCAAGCCCGCCAUCCCUUCGACCCUAUCUCCCCGGAGGAGAUCAAGCUCGCCGUCCGUAUUCUCGAGGCGGCCUUUCCCGGAGUAGAACUGCGUUAUAAGCGGAUUGAUCUGAAUGAGCCUAUUAAGAAUGAUGUCCUACCAUACAUCGAGGCCGAGCGCCUACGACGACCUCUCCCCUCUCCACCGGCCCGUCUCCUCUACACCCUCUUUCACCGUCUCGACACCGGCGCAUUCUAUAAGGCUGUCUUGAAUGCCGAUAAGCGGACCAUUGUAUAUGCCAAGGAACUUCCACGCGAGGUACAGGGCCCCAUUGACCCCGACGAAAUUACGGAGAUCGAAGAGCUUUGCAUGAGACACCCCGCGGUUCUCGCCGAAAUUGAGAAACUACAAUUGCCCGCCGGGGUGGCAGUUUGCAACGAUCCCUGGAUGUAUGGAACAGAUAAUGAGACCGAGUCACGGCGGCUCUUCCAAUGCUUCAUGUACCUGGUCGAGGUGGAUCACCCUCAGAAUAACCAUUAUUCCCUGCCGUGCAAGUUCUCACCGGUGUUUGACGGUCUCACUCACGAAUUGGUCCGAAUGGACUAUCUCCCUGGUGGCCCGGAUUCUGAAACUACUCAAACACAGCCCUGGAAGCCUGUCAAGGCUAUCCAAUACACCCACGAUCUGUUGGAUGAACCUGUCAGAACGGACUUGAAGCCGUACAUUGUUCAGCAGCCAGAGGGACCCUCAUACACAGCAGAUGGAAACUCUAUCUAUUGGCAGAAGUGGCGCUUUCGUCUUGGUUUUAAUAUUCGAGAGGGCCUCGUCCUCUAUAACAUUACAUAUGAUAACCGCAAUGUCUUCUACCGUCUUGCUGUUUCAGAGAUGACGGUGCCAUAUGGAGAUCCUCGUGCUCCAUACCACCGAAAGCAGGCAUUUGAUGUUGGUGACACAGGCUUUGGCAUGAACGCUAAUCAGUUGUCUCUCGGAUGUGAUUGCCUGGGCCACAUCAAAUAUUUUGAUGGCUACCGAAAUGACUGCAAAGGAAACCCCGUUCAAUUAAAGAACGUGAUUUGCAUGCACGAACAAGAUAAUGGCCUACAGCACAAGCACACCAACUAUCGGACCGGUGCUGCCACCGUCGUGCGUAACCGUCAAUUGGUUCUCCAAAUGAUCUGCACCGUUGCGAAUUAUGAAUACAUUUUCGCAUAUAUCUUCGACCAGGCAGGAAACGUUGAACUUGAGGUCCGCGCCACCGGAAUUCUAUCAACUGUUCCAUUUGACAAUGAGAAUGGCCAGACUCACAUGUUCUCAUUCCGCAUCGACCCUGCCAUUGAUGGUUUUAAAAAUACUGUUUAUUAUGAAGAUAGCGUGCCUAUGCCUGAAGACGACAGCAACCCAUGGCUUGUUGGCUACACUACUGAGUCUACAGUUAUGAACAAGGCUAGUACGGCAAACACGAGUGUUGACCGUAACCGCGUGUUCAAGAUCCGCAACGAUACAAUUAAUAACCCCAUCACAUAUAAACCAGUGGCCUACAAGCUCCAGACUGCGCCAAGCCAGAUGCUUCUUGUGAACAAGAACGCCCUCGGUUACCGCCGAGCUGAGUUCGCUACCAAGCCUAUCUGGGUAACCAAAUAUCAAGACGACGAACUCUACGCCGCUGGCGAGUUCACGAACCAAAGCCGUCGUGCCGAGGGUGUCGAAACUUGGGUACAACGCAAGGAUAACACCGAGAAUGAGGAUGUUGUUCUCUGGCACACCUUCGGCCUAACUCACAACCCCCGCAUCGAAGACUUCCCCGUCAUGCCGAUGGAGCGUGUCAGUGUUAUGCUGAAACCUGAUGGGUUCUUCACCAAGAAUCCGGCUUUGGAUGUCCCUCAAUCUACUCAAACCUUCAACAAGUCCACACUCCACCCGGAGACCAGCGGUGCCUGCUGCUCUCCCUCUGCCAGAUCUGGAUCUGGUAAGGCGAAGCUGUAUAAACGCAUUGACUGA